Molecule: messenger RNA, 3642 nt
Organism: Austrofundulus limnaeus
Lineage: Eukaryota; Metazoa; Chordata; Actinopteri; Cyprinodontiformes; Rivulidae
Gene: pear1
Product: platelet endothelial aggregation receptor 1
Exons: 20
Coding region: 207-2888 (893 amino acids)
Cellular component (GO): membrane
Molecular function (GO): protein binding
Source: RefSeq, a predicted model, not a curated record
UUCUCCUCCCUCCUCCCUCCUCCUGUCACUCACUUUUUCCAGGUUCUGGAUCCACUUCAGGACCCUCCCCCGGUUCGGAUGCUCGGCUGGAUUUCUCUCCAAACGUUCGGAGUGUUUCUGCAGGACUGAAGCUGUUUUCUGUUGGAUUUCAUCAGAAAGAAGUUGUUUCCUGUGAUGAACUGAAUGUGUUGUUCGGUCUGAGGACCAUGCAGGCUUCCAGCUGCUCUGCUGCUCUGCAGCUUCUUGGCUUCCUGAUCGCUCUGAGCUGCUGCCUGGACCCCAGAGACCCCAACGUGUGCAGCCUGUGGGAGAGCUACACCACCUCAGUCAAAGAGUCCUACUCUCAUCCUUACGAUCACGUGACCGAGGAGCCGUGCUCGGACCCUCGGACCUCCUACAGAUGCACGCGCCACAGGAUCACCUAUAAAACUGCCUACAGGCAGGCGGUGAGGACGGAGUACCGCAGGAGGUACCAGUGCUGUCCAGGAUACUAUGAGAGCGGAGACAAAUGUGUCCCUCACUGCAGCAGGGAGUGCGUCCACGGCCGAUGUGUGGCUCCGGACCGCUGCCAGUGUGAGAAGGGCUGGAGAGGAGACGACUGCUCCAACGACUGUGAUGCCAAACACUGGGGUCCGGGCUGCCAUCAGGACUGUAAGUGUGAGAGCGGGGCCCUCUGCGACCCGCUGACCGGGGCCUGUCAGUGCCCGCCGGGCUUCAUCGGACCCCUCUGUGAGGACCCCUGUCCUGCGGGGACCUACGGGAGGGGCUGUCUGCAGACCUGCAAGUGUAAAAACGGAGCGUCCUGCAAUAAAUCCAGCGGGGAGUGCACGUGUCGGGACGGCUUCACCGGGACUUUCUGUGAGAAGACAUGUAAAAAGAAAUGUCAGCUGCGAUGUCCCUGUCAGAACGGCGGGACCUGUAAGGGCACCGGGGUCUGCGCCUGUCCUCCUGGAUGGACGGGUCCGGUCUGCACAGAACCCUGUCCUGAUGGACGGUUUGGAGAGAACUGCUCUGAGGAGUGUGUUUGUCACAACGGUGGGAAGUGUGACCCGAGGACGGGACAGUGCCGGUGCACCGACGGCUUCACCGGGACCAGGUGUAACGAGGACUGCGCUGCGGGGUCUUACGGGCCGGACUGUAAAGGCGUGUGUGAUUGUGCGAACGGAGCGAGCUGCUUCAACAUCGACGGCAGCUGCCUGUGUGAGCCGGGCUUCAGCGGGCCGCGCUGCCAGAACCGCAUGUGUGAGCCCGGGACCUACGGCAUGCACUGCGAGCAGAGGUGUCUCUGUCAGGACAAACACACGCUCAGCUGUCAUCCAAUGAAAGGAGAGUGCACGUGUCAGCCGGGGUGGGCGGGGCUUCACUGCAACGAGACCUGCGCUCACGGUUUCUACGGUCACGGCUGCGUGGAGCCGUGUCUCUGCGUGAACGGAGGCGUGUGUGACAGCUCCACGGGGCGGUGCCGGUGUGCCCCGGGGUUCACGGGUCUUCACUGUGAGAGUCCGUGUAAGAGCGGCACGUACGGCAGGAACUGCUCUGUGGAGUGCUCCUGUGAGAACUUCAUCGACUGCUCGCCCAUCGACGGGACCUGCUUCUGCAAAGAGGGCUGGAGGGGUCCGGACUGCUCGGAGCCCUGCGCUGAGGGGACCUGGGGCCCCGGAUGCAACGCCACCUGCCGCUGCAGCAACGGGGCCAAGUGCAACCCUGCAGACGGAUCCUGUAAAUGCUCGGCUGGCUGGCAGGGGGCGCACUGCGAGCAGCCGUGUCGUGUGGGCUCGUUCGGCCCCGGCUGUCUGAAGAGGUGCGACUGCCUUCACGCCAGCGGCUGCCGGCCCGCCGCCGGGGAGUGCCUCUGUCUGCCAGGCUGGACGGGCCGCCGCUGCAGUGAGCCCUGUCCUGAGGGUCUUUGGGGGUCCCACUGUAACCAGACCUGCUCUGAGCGCUGCCCCAACAGCGACACGUGUUUAAAGAAAACCGGGGAGUGCGUGUGUCGCCCCGGCUACUGGGGGGCCACCUGCCAGAACAACUCCUCGGAGCAGGUGGGCAGCGUCAUGGUUCCCCUGCCCCCAGGUGAGAAGGAGUCCUGGGGAGCCAUCGGUGGCAUCGUGGUGCUGGUCCUCCUGGUGGUCCUGCUGCUGGCCCUGCUGCUGCUCUACAGGAGGAGGCAGAAGGAGAAGCAGAACAACACGCCCACCGUCUCCUUCUCCACCAGCCGCGGCGUCAACUCUGAGUACGCCGUUCCAGACGUUCCUCACAGCUACCAUCAUUACUACUCCAACCCCAGUUACCACACCCUGAACCAGAGCCAGCCUCCGCUGCCACACCUGCCCAACAACCACGAGCGCAUCAUCAAGAACAACAACCAGCUGUUCUGCAGCGUGAAGAACGCAGCGAGGGAGCGGCGCGCCUUGUUCGGAGUGGAGAGCAACGCCACGCUGCCCGCAGACUGGAAACACCACGAGGCCCGCAAAGACUCAGGAGCUUUUGGCAUCGACAGGAGCUACAGCUACAGCGCCAGCCUCGGAAAAUAUUACAACAAAGAGCUGAAGGACCUGGCGGCUGUGAGCAGCAGCUCUCUGAACAGCGAGAACCCUUACGCCACCAUCAAGGACCUGCCGGGACCCCCGUUCUGCCCCCCGGAGAGCAGCUACAUGGAGAUGAAGGCGGCCGUCCCCAGAGAGCGGGCGUACACCGAGAUCAGCCCACCGCCCUUCCACGUGGCCACGCUGCGCCGAGAGCGUCAGAGCUCCCUUGGCCACGCCCCCCUCGAUGACCCCCAGAGCCACUACGACCUCCCUGUGAACAGCCACAUCCCGGGACACUACGACCUGCCCCCGGUCCGCCGGCCCCCCUCCCCCCGGCCCUCCCCCAGGAGAACUCUGCAGUGAUGAAGAGGAGUAAAGACCUUCAGCUCAGUGAUGGAGCCACCUGUCGGGGCAGCACCGCCCCCUGUGGGCUCAGGGUGGUACUGCACCCCCUCGGACUCGGGGCUGGUUGAGUGAAUCACUUUGUUUGUUCCUGGGAGAAGUUUGUCUGCGAUGAUUCCUCCGUCUGUUCAAACGAGUUUUAUUUCCUGCAGUUUGAUGCCGUCGCUCCUGAACGUGGCUUUUUGCUGCUGCUGGAAUCCAAACUUUGUAAAUAUAAAGAUGAAUAUAACGUUAAGCUCACAUGAAUGUAGAACAAAGCCAGUUUUCAGUGCUUCACAGGAUUCAGAACCAUGUGUUUUACAGAUCAACAGAUAGAAAGCACAAACAGGAAGUGAUGAAUUACAGAAAAUCAGAUCAGACCAUUCAAAACAAGUUUCUUCACUUUCAAGGUACAAAAAUCAGCCUGAGGUUUGAGCAGGUGUGUUUUAUCAUCUGCAGCUGGUCCGUGUGACCAGGUGUUGAUCUUCAUUUGGCCUUUUAUUUAAAAAUGUCUUGCCAUCAUCCCUCUUGGCUUUAAAGGGGACAUAUCCUGUAAAAUCUACCUUUUUUAAAUUCAUUUUGUUGGACUUGGAGUUUCUAGGAGGCAGAAAAGAUGAAUUUAGUCUCUCCAGGUGCAAAGAUUUCUUUAUAUGAGUCAGAUUUUUCAGCCUGUUCAGUUUUCUCUAUUUUCUAUGACGUUUUCAGAAAUAUUAUGUUAAAUUAUAGAAUUACCAAA